AUGUUUCGUCGUUUAUUUAGCAGCCACGAGUGCCGACGACAUUUCUCCAAUGAGGGAAGUCACACACGCACUCAAUCUGCGUAUGGUACUAGCGUGCUAUUGAGACUGCAUGCUUAUACGUACGUUCGUCUUUAGAUUACAUACUACAUAUAUGUUAUCGAAUCUGCAAAACACCUAUUGGUGAAACGACGAUCAAAACACCGAUGCUUAAUGUCCAUUAGUUCUUACUAUACAUAUAUUUACGAUAUUCCUCUUUUUUAUGAACAGAAAGAAACUUAUUCUAAAAAAAUGACUACUUUUAUACCAAAUGUGCACAUUAAAGAUGGAGAAUAUACAAAGACUAUUUAUUUAAUGAUUAAAGAACAACGAUAUACAGAAACAAUAAAAAUAUUACUUACACUUUUAGACUUUUAUCCCAUUUCCAGACCCUGUUUGUCUCUUCUUGCUCAUUGUUAUUUUUAUACACAAGAUUUUAUAGCUUCUGCACAUUGCUAUGAAAAAUUAAUUCAAUUAUGUCCUAAUGAAAGUAUAUAUAAAUUAUAUCAUGCUCAAUCUUUGCAUCAAGCAUGUAUGUAUCAAGAAGCUUGGACAAUAUGUUCAAAUAUUAUUAGUCAAAGCAAUUUAGAAUAUAAAGUAAAGAAACUACAGGCAGCCAUAAAAUAUGGACAAGAAGAUAUUGUUGCUGCAAAAAAUUUAAUUGAUCAAUGUUCAAUAGAUGAUAUUGAUACAGAGAUUAAUUUAGGAUGUCUUUUAUAUAAGGAAGAACAAUAUGAACAAGCUUUAAAAAAGUUUGCAAAUGCAUUACAAAUUAUAGGUUUUAAGCCUCAUUUAUCAUAUAAUGUAGCACUUUGUUACUUUAAAUUAAAAGAAUAUGCUGCAUCAUUAAAACAUAUUGCUGAUAUUAUUGAGCAAGGAAUAAGAGAACAUCCAGAAUUAGGAGUGGGUAUGACAACAGAAGGUAUAGAAGUACGCAGUGUUGGAAAUACAUUAACACUUCAUGAAACUGCUUUAACAGAAGCAUUUAACUUGAAAGCAGCUAUAGAAUAUCAAUUACAAAAUUAUGAAUCAGCAAAAGAAGCAUUAACAGAUAUGCCUCCUAGAUCUGAGGAAGAACUUGAUGCUGUUACUUUACAUAAUCAAGCUUUAAUAAAUAUGGAUACAAAGCCAAGUGAGGGAUUUGAGAAACUUCAAUUUUUAUUACAACAAAAUCCAUUUCCACCUGAAACUUUUGCAAAUUUAUUGUUACUAUAUUGUAAAUACCAAUAUUAUGAUUUAGCUGCUGAUGUUCUUGCUGAAAAUGUACAUUUGACUUAUAAAUAUUUAACACCAUAUUUAUAUGACUUUUUGGAUGCAUUAAUCACACAACAAACUUCACCGGAAGAAGCAUAUCGCAAAUUUGAUGAUCUUGGUAAUAAACACAUGGAAAUAUUACGAAAAGCAACAAAACGAGUUCAGGAAGCACGAUUAAAUCAUGAUGACGGUGCUGUUAAAAAGGCUGUAAAUGAUUAUGAAGAAGCUUUAGAAAGAUAUGUACCGGUUUUAAUGGCACAAGCUAAAAUUUAUUGGGAACUUGGAAAUUAUAUACAAGUUGAGAAAAUUUUUAGAAAAAGCGUAGAAUUUUGCAAUGAACAUGAUAUAUGGAAAUUAAAUGUAGCUCAUACUCUUUUUAUGCAAGAAAAUAAAUUCAAAGAAGCAACAGGAUUUUAUGAACCAAUUGUUAGAAAAAAAUAUGAUAAUAUUCUAGACGUAAGCGCUAUAGUACUCGCUAAUUUAUGUGUAAGUUAUAUCAUGACAUCGCAAAAUGCGGAAGCUGAAGGAUUAAUGAAAAAAAUAGAAAAAGAAGAGCAAAUAGUUUCACGCGAAGAUCAAGAUAAAAAAUUAUUUCAUUUAUGCAUAGUAAACUUAGUAAUUGGAACAUUAUAUUGUUCUAAGGGAAAUUACGAGUUUGGUAUAUCUAGAGUCAUGAAAAGUUUGGAACCUUACAAUAAAAAAUUGGGAACAGAUACUUGGUUUUAUGCGAAAAGAUGUUUUCUUUCUCUUUUAGAACAAUUGGCUAAACAAUUAGUAGUUUUAAAAGAUACUACUCUUCAGGAAUGUAUACAAUUUUUAGAACAUUGUGAAGUUUAUGGAAGAGAUGUAAUAACAAUAGUAGAACAAUCUUUUGAUAUGCAGGAUAUGCUUGCUAUUACUCCACAAGGCAAGCAAACAGUUGUUUAUGAAGCGCGAUAUUUAAAAGCUUUGUUUUUGAAAUUGCAAAUGUCUUAAUAUCUAUUAACAUAUGUAUAUCUCUUUUAUCUUACAUAUAUUUAUAUAUAAAUAUUGUAUAUAAAACAUAAAAAAUAU
This is a messenger RNA of Apis laboriosa (Himalayan honeybee), 2343 nucleotides long. It is a transcript of the gene Ttc30, whose product is annotated as tetratricopeptide repeat protein 30A. Gene Ontology annotation, molecular function: protein binding; intraciliary transport particle B binding. NCBI's taxonomy places the organism in Eukaryota, Metazoa, Arthropoda, Insecta, Hymenoptera, Apidae. Gene Ontology annotation, biological process: intraciliary transport. The record is from RefSeq and is a predicted model, not a curated record. Gene Ontology annotation, cellular component: axonemal microtubule; intraciliary transport particle B.